AUGGCAAAAAACAAAGAACCUCAAAAUCUUACUCACAGCAGAACACGAGAUGAACUGGAACGAUGUCUUCCACAGAAAAGUCUUAGAAUAUUUACCGGCACCUGGAAUAUGAAUGGGAAAAAGGAUCUUCCAGACAGACUGGAUGAUUUCCUAUUUCCAUCAGGUGCCGAGUCUUUACAAGACCUGUAUGUUAUUGGGGUGCAAGAAGGCUGCCCCUACAGGCAAGAAUGGGAAAACCGUCUGCAGCUGACACUGGGUCAUCGUUAUGUCCUGCUCCACUCAGCAGCUCACGGUGUCCUGUACCUGUCGCUGUUUAUCAGACGUGAUCUUGUGUGGUUCUGCUCCGCGGUUGAAUGUGCAACCGUCACCACCAGAUUCUUCCCAAUGAUCAAGACUAAAGGGGCUCUGGCUACUUCAUUUACAUUCUUUGGAACCUCUUUCCUCUUCAUCAAUGCCCACUUUGCGGCAAGAGAUUCCAAAGUGAAAAAAAGGAUCCAGAACUACCAGAAGAUCAUCAAAGACCUGCAGCUUCCUAGAAACGUUCCUGACACAAACCCGAUUUACUCUGAUCUACAGACCAGUCGAUUUGAUGAGGUCUUCUGGUUUGGGGACUUCAAUUUCCGCUUGAGCAAGAGUCGGAGUGAAGUGGAUUCCAUCCUAGAGAACCUUCCAGACAAUGACAUGAGGACCCUCCUGCAGCACGACCAGGUGUCAGCAGAGGUGAAUAAAGGUUCUCUAUUCAAAGGAUUUAAAGAAGGCGAGAUCCAUUUCCGUCCCACAUAUAGAUUUAACAUCGGAUCUGAUGUCUAUGACACCAGUAAGAAACAGAGGACGCCGUCAUACACAGACCGAGUGAUGUACAAGAGCUGGCAUCAGGAUGACAUCCAUGCUCUUAAAUAUGGCUCUUGCCCACUUAUGAGACAAUCGGACCACAAACCUGUUUUUGGGCUAUUCAGAGUGUGGAUAAGACCCGGGUCCCAUGACAUUCCUUUGAGAGAACUUUAUUUGAUGGAACUAAAAAACAUAAAGUGAGAAGAACUGAUAGUGAUGGCAAAAAACAAAGAACCUCAAAAUUUAUAUUUUUAUAUGAAAAAUAUUUUUUUAAUAAAAGAAAUAAUAAAAAUUUACAGUUGUGCGAUCAUUG
Xenopus laevis (African clawed frog) is the source of this 1144-nucleotide messenger RNA. RefSeq names its product phosphatidylinositol polyphosphate 5-phosphatase type IV-like. The record is from RefSeq and is a predicted model, not a curated record. NCBI's taxonomy places the organism in Eukaryota, Metazoa, Chordata, Amphibia, Anura, Pipidae.